Messenger RNA from Drosophila ananassae, 3048 nucleotides. It is a transcript of the gene prt, whose product is annotated as synaptic vesicular amine transporter. Gene Ontology annotation, cellular component: synaptic vesicle membrane; terminal bouton. The record is from RefSeq and is a predicted model, not a curated record. Lineage: Eukaryota; Metazoa; Arthropoda; Insecta; Diptera; Drosophilidae. The coding region runs from base 1054 to 2868 and encodes 604 amino acids. The transcript has 6 exons. Gene Ontology annotation, biological process: transmembrane transport; aminergic neurotransmitter loading into synaptic vesicle. Gene Ontology annotation, molecular function: serotonin:sodium:chloride symporter activity.
AGGUGUCUCGGUGGCUAAUCAGUCUGCCACCGGUAUCUGCGGAAAUUUAAUUACUCAUUCAAAAGUUUUCCGGGAUAAGCUUGGGCCAAGAAAAUGACUAUUUAUAGCUGCUCUUCAAUGAAAAUAGGUCGACAUUGGCUCGCAAGGUGGCUGCUGUCAUUAAAAGAAAAUCAAUUCUCAGUACCAAUCUGUCACAGACUUUUCCGGACUAAAUUUAUACGGUGAAAAAUUCAAUGAAACGGAAAAUGUGACAAAGGCUAAAAGUCCAUAGCCUGCUUAUCGGGGCCAAGACAAACACUCGCUCCGCCUGGCCUUUAAGGUCGUGCUUUAAUCUACCCCUUAUGAACAGGGGGUGUAUGGUGCUAAUAAUACAGGCGCCCAUGACAUGGCAAAAGCUUUAAAGUCGACCAUGUGGAGCACAGCAGCUUGGUGCUAACACCAAAAAAAAAGACUCACGGGUUUAAUAGAAAAACUAAAAAUGAAUUUCAAUGUACAGAACUAUAAAUGCUCUAUUAAUAAAAUAUUAAAUAUUCAAUUAAAUUUUAAUUUAUAAAUGGCAUUGAGUUCUAUUUAAGUUCUUGUGGAUUAAGUAUAUAAGAAGGAUUAUUUCCAAUACGAUUCAGAAAGGUCUUUACCCUCUAAAGGUGAGUAUUAGAGCCAUGUUCAACACGACCGGAGUAAACUGGCUCCGGAAUGGAUCCCAGAUGAGAUGGCUGGCUGGCUGGCUGACUGCCUGGUUGUUAACCGCUUUCACUCUUUGGGGCAUCCACUCGGGACUUCAGGCAUAGCAUCGUGCUGGCCGAAUGUGGCACUCGGGUCGGCUGGGGUGCCUGUCAAUAAAAUACAACGGCAACUUGUCGCUGCCUUUCAAUAUUCGCACAUACGUCGUUGUGGCAGCACCACCACCUGUUGCCGAGUCCGUUGUGAGUGUGGGUGUGAGUGUAUCGCAGUAGGUUUUGUAGCACACUUUUGUGGCGCGAAUCGAAGAGACACGAAACUUUUAGCCAUAUGGCAGCCUAAGCUGGCAAUAUCAGUGUGUUCAAUUAGCUCGCCAUGUCGGAGAAGUCAACUGCACGCAGCCAUCAUGCGGUGGCGCACUCCCAGUCCGAUGUCCCAACCCAAGCCCAGGCAGCUGCCCAACUAAAUGCCCCCGGCAGACGCAGGUCCACCCCGCCAUCCCACGGCCCCUCCAACCGCUGCCUGAUUGCCGUGAUUGUCUACCUGGCCCUGUUGCUAGAUAACAUGCUGCUAACCGUAAUUGUGCCCAUUUUACCCGAUUACCUGGCCAGCCUGGAGAUGGACCCGUUGUCCACGGAGAUUGUCAGUUUGGAUGAUACCCAUCCAUCCACGAGAGUGACAUACAGAGGUAGUGAUUUUCCAUUGCCCGGAGGGCAUCCGCAGCUACACAUAGCCAAGCAUCCGAUUCCUGGCAAAUCGAUGGUCAAUUUCACCCUGUUCCAGCUGGCUACCGACGCCGCAACGACCACCACCACCACCACCAGGUCUGUAACCACAUUAACGCCCAAUUCCACAUCCACAUCCACGCCAUCGACUGUGAGACUGGCCGAUAGCCAGUCGCCUGGAAGUAAUUUGACUGGGAACCGAAACAGGAAGCUUGCCUCCGGAAAUGCACCCACACUCAGGAGUAGCAAUAGCAAGAGCAACAAGGACCUGACCCUGUCAAGGGAGAACGGAUCCAUCGGACUGCUUUUGGCCAUGAAGGCUCUGGUUCAAUUAAUUUUCAAUCCGAUUGUCGGCAACGCAUCCAGCAAGUUUGGUUACCGCCUACCCAUUGUGGUUGGCACCUUUUUCCUGUUGGUCUCUUCCCUAGUUUUCACAGUGGGCGAGUCCUACUGGGCCCUGUUGUUAGCCCGUGCCAUUCAGGGCGUGGGCUCCGCCUGCAUCAACAUCUGCGGCAUGAGUCUGGUGGCCCAACACUAUCCGGAGGAGGCGCGCCGCUCCAAGGUGAUGGGCAUUAUUUUGGGCAGCAUCGCACUGGGCGUAUUGCUUGGAUAUCCCUUCGGAGGAAUCCUUUACGAUCUGAUGGGCAAGUCGGCGCCAUUCAUUAUACUGUCGACAAUGACGUUCCUCAGCCUGGGACUCCAACUACUGACAAUGGAUCUGUCCGUGCAGCCGGAGGUGGUGAUGGAGGAGACCCCGAAGUGGCGACCCCUGCUUGAGUGUAAAAUGAUUCUGGCCAUUGUGCUGGCCAUUUGGUUCUCCACCUCCACCAUGGCCAUGCUAGAGCCUUGUCUGCCAAUUUGGCUAAUUCAGUAUCUGAAGCCUAACAAGUGGCAGUUGGGAACGGUCUUCAUACCGGACUCGGUGGGCUACUUUGUGGGCACGAACUUCUUUGGCAGCAUCGCCUACCGCUAUGGCCAGGUAAAGGUGUCCUGCAUUAGCCUCUUGCUGGUGGGAAUAGCCUCAAUUUUGAUUCCCAGUGCCACAACAGUGGCCCAAUUGCUGUUACCCCACUUUGCUCUGGGUCUGGGCAUUGGCGUUAUUGAUGCUGCUCUGGUUCCCCUGCUGGCCACCUUUGUGGAUGCCACUCUCGCCCAGGAGGAUCAAAGCGAAGCAAGCACCUCCAUGUCCAGCUACGGAACUGUCUAUGCCAUCCAACAGACCUCUGUUAGUCUGGCCUACUGUUUGGCUCCCUUAAUUGGCGGCGAGUUGGCCCAAACUUUCGGCUUUGCUUGGCUCAUGCGAAUCGUGGGCAUCUUCAAUAUGAUCUAUGGCCCCAUUCUGGUCUAUCUCCAUCAGAAAUACGAUCCCAAGGCCCUGAGGGAGCAACACAAUGACAUGUUGCUCCAAACCAGCGGACAGGGAUCCCGAUACAAGCAGCUAUACAAUUCCAUGGACGUGGAGUAAAUAUACCAGAUAAUCUCAAGCAAUGUGCAUGGAAGAGUCCCCACUAAGAUGUUCCCCCGUUUGGCUCGUUUUAAGCAAUAUUUUGGAACUGACUUUCGAAAACCCAACUGUUAUUUUGAAUCUCUUUUUAAUCAAAAUCACUUUGUAACUUUCCUAUUAAAAUUAUGAUACCUAAACUAA